Molecule: messenger RNA, 5561 nt
Organism: Salvelinus sp. IW2-2015
Lineage: Eukaryota; Metazoa; Chordata; Actinopteri; Salmoniformes; Salmonidae
Gene: fmnl3
Product: formin-like 3
Biological process (GO): cortical actin cytoskeleton organization; cell migration; regulation of cell shape
Cellular component (GO): cytosol
Molecular function (GO): actin filament binding; small GTPase binding
Source: RefSeq, a predicted model, not a curated record
GUGGAAGCAACAUAGAAGAGUCUUCUAGACUGAACCACACAACCAUCUGGAUCGCACAACAAUAAUGAAUGCAAAGGCAUCGUAGCCAAGAAAGUUCAGUCCAGCAACUAAGAAGUCGCUAUUUGGGUGGGUUAAAACAUAUAUUAUUGAAAAAAGAUUUUACAGAAAUAGAUGGAGAUGGAUUGGCCUGGUAAAUCGGAAACCAUUCUUUGGAACAGAAAACAAUUGUUACUUUUGAGGUGAGGUGAGGUUCAGUUUAGAGUAAAAUACAGAUGAGAGUUCUCUACAAAUGCAAAAGUAUACGUUUUUUUAAUGAGACCGUAUGGAACUGGUGUGGUGUAAACGUUUGAUUUAACCUGGAACUUUUGGAUCAGAAGUGGCUGAUUUUGUUAUAACGCACUGGUGCAUUUUGGAGGAACGCAGGGAAUUUUCCCACUUUUGGAAAGACUCUGAAAAAACGCUCGGGAAGAGGGAACUUUAUUUACUCUACUAAAAGGAUACAGUACUGCUUUUAACCAUGGGGAAUAUUGAAAGUGUGGAUGGACAGUCGGACAAUAUGAAGCAUCAUAUGAUGCCAUUGAAAGUGCCCAUGCCUGACCAGUCGGAGUUGGAGGAGAGAUUUGCUUUAGUUUUGAAUUCCAUGAACCUUCCUCCCGACAAAGCCAGACUCCUCAGACAGUAUGAUAAUGACAAGAAAUGGGACCUCAUCUGUGACCAGGAACGGUUUCAAGUGAAGAAUCCUCCUCACACCUACAUCUCCAAGCUACGGGGCUACUUAGACCCAGGAGUCACACGCAAGAAGUUCCGAAGGCGGGUCCAGGAAUCCACUAAAGUUCUGAGAGAACUGGAGAUCUCGCUGAGGACCAAUCACAUAGGGUGGGUCCGGGAGUUCCUCAAUGAUGAAAACAGAGGUCUGGAUAUCCUGGUGGAGUACCUCUCCUUUGCACAGUGUGCUGUCAUGUUGAAUUUUGAGGGUCUGGAUAAUGGGGAGGAGGGCUCCCUGGACAAGGCUACUUCCUGGAGUAGGUCUAUAGAGGAUCUACACCAGAGUGGCACUCAGCCUUUCUGCAACACGCUGGUCCGCUCGGCGCGCCAGUCUGUGCUCCGCUAUGGCACAGCACCUAACAGCAAAACCAUCAAGAACUCAAGACUCGUGAGCCAGAAGGACGACGUGCACGUUUGCAUCAUGUGCUUGCGAGCCAUAAUGAACUACCAGUAUGGCUUCAACCUGGUCAUGUCCCACGCACACGCAGUCAACGAAAUUGCCCUGAGUCUGAACAAUAAGAACUCACGGACAAAAGCCCUGGUGCUGGAGCUGCUGGCUGCAGUGUGUCUGGUUAGAGGAGGCCAUGAGAUCAUACUCUCUGCAUUCGACAACUUCAAAGAGGUGUGCAAGGAGAAGCAUCGCUUUGAGAAGCUGAUGGACUAUUUCCAUGUGGAGGAUGGGAACAUUGACUUCAUGGUGGCCUGCAUGCAGUUCAUCAACAUCAUGGUCCACUCAGUAGAAGACAUGAACUUCAGGGUUCACCUGCAGUACGAGUUCACUAAGCUGGGCCUAGAUGACUACCUGGAGAAAUCCAAGUACACAGAGAGUGACAAGCUGUCAGUCCAGAUUCAGGCCUACCUGGACAAUGUGUUUGAUGUGGGCGGCCUGCUGGAGGACGCAGAGACCAAGAACGUGGCUCUGGAGAAGGUGGAGGAACUGGAGGAACACCUGUCCCACGUGACAGAGAAGCUGCUGGAGGUGGAGAAUGAGACCAUCACGAAAGUGGCUGACCUGGAGAAGCAGCUCCUGCAGAAGGACAAGGAUCUCCACGUAAUACGGGAGACGUACGAGUCGACCAACACCCAGGUCCACACCCUGAGGAGGAUGAUCAAGGAGAAGGACGCUGCCUUCCAGAGGAGCUUCAACAUCGAGAAGCGCCUGCUGGAGAUGGAACAGCAGGGGACCAUCCGCCUCCGCAAGAAGCCGGACGGGGACAUCGCCAUCGAGCCCCUGGGAGGGGGUGGUGGAGGAGGAGGAGGGAGUAGAGGUCCGGGGGUGCCUCUGGGUGACUUUGGGCAGAACGGAGGGUUCUCAGGGGGGCCUGGAGGAGUAACAGGGCCAGGAGGACCAGGAGGACCAGGGACUAGUCUACCAUCAGCCAGUGAAGCACCUCCUCCCCCGCCUCCCCCUCCUCCGCCUCCUCCGCCUCUGCCCUCUGCUUUAGGAGCGAAUGCUCCACCCCCACCUCCCAUGGCCCCGCCUUUACCAGGAACUACACCCAACUUCAUCCUCAAUAUGGGCCUAUCAGCUAUCAGGAUCAAGAAGCCCAUCAAGACCAAGUUCCGCCUGCCUAUAUUCAACUGGACCGCGCUGAAACCCAACCAGAUCAACGGCACGGUCUUCAGCGAGAUAGAUGAUGAACGAGUACUAGAGGAGCUGGAUGUGGAGAAGUUCGAGGAGCUUUUUAAGACCAAGGCCCAGGGUCCUUUGGUGGACCUGAGUGGCCCCAAGACCAAAGUGUCUCAGAAGGCUGCCAACAAGGUCAGCCUGCUGGACGCUAACCGCUCCAAGAACCUGGCCAUCACCCUGAGGAAGGCCAACAAGAGCACUGAGGAGAUCUGCAAAGCCAUACAGAGCUUUGAUCUGAAGGCCUUGCCGGUGGACUUCGUGGAGUGUCUGAUGCGGUUCCUUCCCACAGAGGCAGAGGGGAAGACGAUGCGUCAGUACGAGCGGGAGCGACGACCGCUGGACGCGCUGACGGACGAGGACCGAUUCAUGCUCUUCUUCUCCAAGAUCGAACGGCUCACCCAGAGGAUGAAUAUCAUUACGUUCGUAGGGAACUUCUCAGACAACGUCAGCAUGCUAACCCCGCAGCUCAACGCCAUCAUCGCAGCAUCCGCGUCCGUCAAGUCUUCACCGAAGUUAAAACGCAUGCUAGAGAUCAUCUUAGCCCUGGGAAACUACAUGAACAGRAGCAAGAGAGGCUCUGUGUAUGGCUUCAAGCUACAAAGUCUUGAUCUGCUGCUGGACACCAAGUCUACAGACAGGAAGAUGACUCUGCUCCACUACAUAGCUGUGGUUGUCAAGGAGAAGUAUCCAGAGCUGGCUAACUUCUUCAACGAACUACACUUUGUGGACAAAGCUGCUGCAGUGUCUCUGGAGAAUGUGCUGCUGGACGUGCGGGAGCUGGGUAAAGGGAUGGAUCUGAUCAGGAGAGAAUGUAGUCUCCACGACCACUCUGUUCUCAAGGGCUUCCUCCAGACCAGCGACACUCAGCUUGACAAACUGCAGAAGGAUGCCAAGACUGCAGAGGAAGCCUUCAACAAUGUGGUGAACUAUUUUGGGGAGAGUUCCAAGACGACUCCUCCGUCUGUGUUCUUCCCUGUGUUUGUGCGAUUCAUCAGAGCUUACAAGGAUGCGGUGGUGGACAAUGAGCAYAGGAAAAAGCAGGAGGAAGCCAUGAGAGAGAAAUUACUGGCUCAGGAGGCCAAGCAACACGACCCCAAGGUCCAGGUAGUGAAGAAGAGGCAGCAGCAACAGGAGCUGAUCUCAGAGRUGCGUAAACGCCAGGCUAAGGACCACCGGCCCGUCUACGAGGGGAAGGACGGCACCAUCGAGGAUAUCAUCACAGAUCUCCGCAGCCAGCCUUUCCUGCGGCAUGACGCGCUGAUCCGGAGCGGCUGGAAGAGACCCUAAACAAACACUCGUUCCUCCUCAUUUAUCCCCCAUUCGCUUUAUAACCUCCCCCCCUUCCCUACCUGUGUCRCGGUGGUCUCACCCACCCGAGGCUGCACAGAGACUAAAAGGUUGACAGGACCGAACCAAUGGCCCUUGUUUUACAGGGGUAUUUAUUUAUUUAUGGAGGUCCUUUAUGGACACUGUCUCUCAACAAGCAGGUAUAACUGUAGUAUCACCGACAUAGCCUACCCUACUCUCCCACUGCAAACACACACCGCACACCGCACACAUACAGAUAAUAUUAAGAACAGAACUGGGCAGAAAGAGUCCAAAGAAGAAGAGUAUAGUGGUGAGUUGAGCCCUUAAAGAGGCGGCUCACCUCACACAAGCAGGAAGGAAGGACACUGCAACUGCAUAAUGUGGACAUGGAACCACAAGUGCCUCCUGCCAAGUGCCUGCCAACGUGGAUCUUAUUUCCAUGAAUGUGGAUUUCCUCCGCGCAAGUUGAGGAUGGGAGACAGUCGGUCGGUUGUAUAAAAUGACAGCAUAUGUUGACUCUACUGCUGGGAUUUCCACUUCAAAGAGAACAGGGUUGUUUUCAUAAGGCCCCAAAACGAAAGAAAACAGACUGAAACAGGGAGGGACUAGCUGGACUUGACCAAUAAGAAACGCUUAUUUUUGAUUUCCGUGGCCGAACGCUUUAGGUUYUGUGCCCUAAUGAAUAUGGCCCAGGGUUUUGCCAUCACAGAACGUCUCUGUCCACAGAUGAAAGAAGGAUUGAAGAUUAUUGUUAGAGACCUUUAAUCUUUGGAGAUGUUUCUGUACAAGCUAGCCAAACCAAACUUCCUCUACUCUCAUGUCUUAUUAUUUUGAGAACGAAUAAGUGCCUUUUUGUUUAGACAGUAUUAUUUCUGUGACUCGGCUAUAAUUUGUAUCUUUAGUUGUUAAAUAUUUUAUUUUUUAUUGCAUUUUUUUGAUAACAUUACCUUCAAAAACAAAACAAAAAAAAGAAUCAUAUGCAAUGGUUUGGAAUCAGAAUUCCAGCUUUAAUCACUAUACAGUAUUUAAAGGUUGCUUCUCYGCACUGUAAUCUAAAUUAGUUUAGGCCAAGUGUCUUUGAAARCAUUUGAUGAGUGGGUAAAAACAUUCCAUGUAUUUACUUUCUAUUACUUUUAACUUUAUGACCUACAGUCCAAUCACCACUUCAGUCUUACCAUUUAGGCCGGGUUUCAUUCCAAUCCGCCUUAUAGUGCGGUUGACAUUCAGGGCUCCAUUCAAAAACUGGAUCGCUGGAGCGUUACAGAUUGGGGGAUAGAAAUGUUAAAGGUAAUUUCCCGACUGAGCCGACAUAUGCAGCGUUUACAGUGAAUGCAGUCGGCGUUUGGAACUUUGCCUUUAAGCUUCAAUCACGCUGAACUUCCGAGACACGGGUUGAAUAGAGCCCUUUUAAGGUCUGUCCGAUUAAGCCAAGAUAUCCAGCGUUUCCGUCAAUACGGUCAUGCAUUUGUUGGUAGGUAAAGAAUGCAUUGCUAUGAGUCUAACCAUGUUCUUUAUGCUCUCUUCGCAUUAAGUUUUAGAACUAAUGAUGAACAAUUUCCCCCUAAAUAGCCAUCAAGUAGGCGCAAUGAUUGUGCACUCAGAUUUACAAUCUGUGUUUCAAUAUGGCAUUUCCACAAAAGGGACAGCGCAUAUUUACACUACUUACAUUGCCUUAAUGUUGUAUGAGACACUACUUCUAUAGCAGAUAUUUCUACAUGCAUUUACAUUUGAUGUAAAUCAACGAAUAGAAGGCUUUUACUUGUGCUUUUCUGUCGUAAGGAUGAAAUGAAAUAGUGCCUGUUGUUCAAAAGAUGACUUCCCCCCCUUAAUAAACAAAAUGACAAUGUGACUCACAAUU